This is a messenger RNA of Colletes gigas, 1708 nucleotides long. Its product is annotated as high mobility group protein B1-like. The coding region runs from base 403 to 1104 and encodes 233 amino acids. Gene Ontology annotation, molecular function: DNA binding, bending. Lineage: Eukaryota; Metazoa; Arthropoda; Insecta; Hymenoptera; Colletidae. Gene Ontology annotation, biological process: regulation of transcription by RNA polymerase II. The record is from RefSeq and is a predicted model, not a curated record. The transcript is spliced from 7 exons.
UGCCCGGUCAUAUCUGCUUCAAUUAGUUUGGUUUAUACGAUCUGUUUUUUAACGUCGACUCCUGUCGUCAAUAAUCCGCGUUCUAUGGUUCAAUAACUGACGAGUAUUGUAUUAGUGAAUAUUUGGAAUUUCAAUAAAUCUGAAUAUCAGUGUUUAGUUAAAGUUGCGUUUAAGUAUCAUACGUGUUCCGUGUAUAAUGCUGAUCACGAUACGCGUGAUACGUACAGAUAGAUACGUGUAGAUAGAACCGAUCUGUAGAAUGAAUGCUUAAUAAGUUACUUUCCGCGUUGCUUAUAGUUGCUUUUUACGAACACCUUUGCAACGUUGUUUUUCAAUUAUUAUUGAGCUUGGGAAAAUUAUCCAUAAUGGUAUUUAAUUAAAGUCGUGACAAUAGAGUAUUAUAUGGUUCAUAUAACUGUAUUUGUGAUUAUUACAAUUUUGGAAACUUUAUUGAUCUCUUCGGCAAAGGAUAUUAGACAAGAAUAUUCUACAACUAUGGAAUCAUCUGAUAGGAAAAAUGUUUAUCUUACAAAGACUGGUGAUAAUUCUUUGAAUACUGGAAUGCGAGACACAAUGAUUGUUGGUCAAACAAAUAUGACACCAGAAUGUGGUGAACCUGUAAUGAAACCUGGAAAUGUAUCCAGUGUUUCAAACAAUCAAGCAAAAUGGUCAAAUAUGCAAAGUAAAAAUUUUAUUAUUAACGCAGUACCAGUAAAGAAUGAAAUUGUACAUCUUGAAGAUGGAGCACAUUGCAAUAAGAAAAUGCAUUAUUAUGAUAGACAUUAUGUGAGCCAUGACGAGACAGAGAAACCAACACGUAGGGGAACAAAAAGAUACAGAGACAAAGAUGCACCGAAAAGAGCAUUGUCUGCAUUUUUCUAUUUUUGCCAAGAAUUACGCGGAAAAAUGAGAGAACUACAUCCAGAAAUGGGAGUAGGUGAUAUUGCUAAAGAGUUGGGUAAACUAUGGAUGAGUACAGAUCUUCAAACUAAAUCAAAGUAUAUGGCAAUAGCAGAAGAAGAUAGAGCCAGAUAUGAAAGAGAAAUAAUUGCAUAUAAUAAAAGAGUAAAAAAUUAUGAUCCUGAAGAAGUUGGGCCUGUGUAAGUUUUUCAAUACAUUAAGGAAAAAAGGACAGUAUACUUUGUCCUAAGUCAAGCACUCGCCAAUUGAAAAUAUAUAACAAUUUUACUAAUAGUUUAGUAUUGUCGAUCGUUGUAUAUAUUAUGUACACUGAUGGCAUUAAUAUCUGAAGAAAAUUUACACUUGAUAUAAAAUUUAGUUGCAAUCGUGGAAGUAGCAUUUGAAAACAAUUGUCUUUCCAUAUUAAUUUUAUAAUUGGGGAUACUAUUCUUUUUGUGAAUAAGGUGUGCUAAUAUAUUUACAAACGAUACCUAAUACAAGUAAUUAUAUUAAUAUCAAUAGUAAUAACAAUGAGAACUAUGAUGCCGAUGAUAAUAAUAAUAUUAUUAUUAAUGACAAUGAUAAUGAUAAUCUAUAUUGCUAUUAAAUAUGUUAUACAAUUGAAGCACAAUAGCAAGUAAAAGUCAAGCAGAGUGAGCUUUGUACAGUGCACUUGUCUUGUCUAAUAAUGCAUUAUUCAUGUUUAUAACGAGAAAACUAGAUAUCAGGGACUAUUUAUAUCCAAAACCCUGUAUAGUAUACAUAUUCCAUGUAUUUUGUUCUUUUUCCAAUAAAGGUAAAAACAUAU